Molecule: messenger RNA, 1488 nt
Organism: Fraxinus pennsylvanica
Lineage: Eukaryota; Viridiplantae; Streptophyta; Magnoliopsida; Lamiales; Oleaceae
Source: the annotation of a GenBank genome assembly
AUGACGCCGGCGAGGAUUCAGGUCGUAGCGAUAGUGGUGCUGGCAGUGACGGAGGUGGUGCUUGGUGGCGGAGGGAAAAGCUUGACGUUGACCCUGGAGAGGGCGAGUCACAAAGGGGCGGAGCUGAGUCAACUCAGGAACCGUGACCUAAUUAGGCACGGCAGAAUCUUGCAGCAACGUCCUUCUGGAGUCGUUGAUCUCCCUGUUGAAGGCACCUAUGAUCCAUUUCUUGUAGGGCUAUACUAUACAAGAGUUCAAUUGGGGAGUCCUCCUAAAGAAUUCUAUGUGCAAAUAGAUACUGGAAGUGAUGUUUUGUGGGUCAGUUGCAAUUCCUGUAAUGGUUGCCCCACAUCCACUGGACUCAAAAUUCAGCUCGAGCUCUUUGAUCCUUCGAGAUCAUCAACAGCUUCUCUUAUAUCAUGUUCAGAUCAAAGGUGUGCUUUGGGAGCAGAGUCUUCAGAUUCAAGCUGUUUAAAUCAAAACCAAUGUGGUUACAAGUUCCAAUAUGGUGACGGAAGUGGAGCAUCAGGUUAUUAUGUAUCAGACUUGAUGUAUUUCGACACAAUUGUUGGUGAUUCAUCGACUUCAAAUUCAUCAGCACCUGUUGUUUUUGGUUGUAGCACAUCACAGACUGGGGAUCUUGUCAAAUCUGAUAGGGCUGUUGAUGGUAUAUUUGGCUUCGGACAGCAGGGCUUAUCCGUGGUUUCUCAACUUUUUUCACAGGGAGUUGCCCCUAAAGCAUUUUCUCAUUGCUUGAAAGGAGAUAAUGGUGGGGGUGGUAUAUUGGUGCUGGGGCAGAUUGUGGAGCCAAACAUAGUCUUCACCCCACUAGUCCCAUCACAGCCACACUAUAACCUAAAUUUGCAGAGCAUUUCUGUUAAUGGGCAGGAGUUAUCCAUUGAUCCAUCAGUAUUUGCAACAUCUACUAACCGGGGGACAAUAGUUGACUCCGGAACAACUUUGGCAUACCUUGCAGAAGAGGCCUAUGAUCCUUUCAUUACUGCAAUUACGCAAGCUGUUUCCACAUCAGCACGUCCUCUUCCUUCCAAGGGAAACCAGUGCUAUUUAACGACCUCCAGUGUCUCCGUGGCAUUUCCCUCGGUUAGUUUAAACUUUGCUGGCGGUGCAUCAAUGGUACUAAAGCCUAAUGAUUACCUUUUACAGCAGAACUCUAUUAGUGGUGCUGCAGUUUGGUGCAUUGGCUUUCAGAAAAUUCAAGGUUCAGGGCUUUCAAUUUUAGGAGACCUUGUUCUGAAAGAUAAGGUUGUUGUUUAUGAUUUAGCUGGUCAACAGAUUGGAUGGACCGAUUAUGACUGUUCAUCGUCUGUCAAUGUCUCGACAACUGCUAAUACUGGUAAAACCGCAUUUGUCAAUGCUGGAGAAAUUUAUAAGAGUUCAUCAACCUGCAAUCACUACAAUCCAGUACCAACUGCGCUUGUAGCUUUGUUGUUGCGUGUUUUAGUGUUUGGGAUCUUUACAUUUCUAUAG